This is a messenger RNA of Moneuplotes crassus, 1543 nucleotides long. The record is from the annotation of a GenBank genome assembly. NCBI's taxonomy places the organism in Eukaryota, Ciliophora, Spirotrichea, Euplotida, Euplotidae.
AUUUAAGAAUAAAUAUUUUAGCUUAAAAAAAUGACCUACGCACAUAACUCAAAUCAUACAGAUAAUAAAAAAUACUGAGCAGGAUGCUCUUGGUUCAUGUCACUAGAAGGUUCUAAAGUAAGCCAAUUCCCACCGAGAUUUGCUAGUUCAUCACGGGUAUUUCCAGCUUCCUCACUAGUCUUUGGUAGGGGAGAAUCUAGAGCAAACAUUCCUCAAAAAGUUCAGGGUCCAUUUUGAUUCAAAACAAUAUGAAAUAUUGAUAUUACUGCAGAACAAGAGAGAGUUGCUAAGGAUGCUAAUGAAAGCCUGAUGAUUAAGCAAGAAAUGAUAUCUGAACAAUGAGGAUCCAGCAUGAAGAAAGUUUUUGAAUGACCAAUUUGAUACGAAGUAAUGGAUCCUGACAGAGCAAUUUCAAGUUCUUGCUGUGGACAAACAUGGUGCUUUCAAUGUAUUUUGAGAAUAUUGGAAACCUCAUUCAUAUGACCUAACUGCAAGAAGAAUAUAAAACAUCAAUUUCUUAGUAGAAAUAGAACUUUGCAAAGUAUGUACGACAUAAUCAAGGGUUUACCAAAAGUAAAAGGAAUAUGCAAAAUUCAUUCCAAAAAAUGCCUAGAAUACUGAAAAGAAUGUAGCGAAACAGUCUGCAUUACCUGAGCAGCUACAAGUCAUUCUGGACAUACGAUAAUAGAGGUUCUAACAGAAUACACCAACAUAGUUACUGAAUUUGGUCAAACAAAGGAAUUAUCUAAAAGCAUUAUAGAAAAGAACUUCAUAAUCAAAGAAAUGAUUCGAUAUUCUACUGAAAAGUCUGUAGAAAUAUAUGACUGAAUCCAUGAAGCGAUCAAUGACUCCCUUAAUCAAGCAAGGCAGGAGUUUGAUUCUAACUAUAUUUCAGUAAUGAAGGAUUGUAUUGGAGAGAUACAUAGGCAUCAGAAAGAUAUAACAAAAUUAGUGAAAGAUGGAAGUAAAAUUAUUAAAGAGCAGGAAGAAACUAAUAUUUGCAACCUUCUGAGUAUCAGAGAAAUAAUGAUGAAAUCUAAUAGACAAGUUGAUGCAAGCAACGCAGCUUACUUCAAGUUCAUUGAGGAACAUCCUGAAUUACAGGCUAAGAAGCAUACUUUUAAAGUAGAAAUUACUGAUAAGUUUUAUCAAAUAUUCUUUAGCCUAGAAUCAGAUGAUAUGGUCUGUGAACUGAAGCUUCCCUCAGAUUUGGCUACUGCAGAGAUUUUGAUACAAAGCUGGGAGUCACUUAAUGAUCAAGACUCAUCAUAUUUGGUAAUAUGCAAGAAGGAAGGAUUAUUUAAGUCACCUAUUACUCAAAAAGUGCUUUGUAUUUCAAAGAACGGAGACUGGACUAAAAUAGACUGCUCAUAUAUGCAGAGUUCUUUUAAGUUUUAUAUUACCUGCUACAAGAUAACUCCAGCAUUAGCACAGUUAAUUAAGACCUCAUUUAAUUCACUGAAGGAAAAGGUACAAAAUGAGUUAGAGAAAUUCCAAGAAUUAGUAAAUAACUUGUAAUCCAAUUUGUUUAACAACUUACGGG